Molecule: messenger RNA, 1792 nt
Organism: Hibiscus syriacus
Lineage: Eukaryota; Viridiplantae; Streptophyta; Magnoliopsida; Malvales; Malvaceae
Product: protein SLOW WALKER 1-like
Exons: 1
Coding region: 39-1652 (537 amino acids)
Biological process (GO): rRNA processing; positive regulation of transcription by RNA polymerase I
Cellular component (GO): nucleolus
Molecular function (GO): protein binding
Source: RefSeq, a predicted model, not a curated record
AAAUACAAAGAAACCUCCAUUUUUACAGCAAAGCGAAAAUGGCAGAAAUCAGAGCAGAAGAACAGACAUCAACAAUCUCGAAAACCUUCUUGAUCAAACCAAAGCUAAAAUCCAAGCCAAGAACCCUACCCCAAACUCCAGAAUCCAAAUACUGGUCUUCUUUCAAAUCCACUCAAAUCCCUAACCUCGUCUCCUCCAUCUAUUCCCUUUCAUUUUCCCCUUCGCCUCCCCAUCCUUUCGCCGCCGCCUACUCCGCCACCGUUUCCCUCUUCUCCCCGCUCUCCCUCUCUGACGGCGACGUUUCACCUUCAUCUACCAUCUCCUUCUCCGACGUCGUUUCUUCUCUUUCAUUCCGUUCCGACGGCCUCCUCUUAGCCGCUUCCGAUCUCUCCGGUCUCAUCCAAGUCUUCGAUGUCAAAACUCGGACCCCACUUCGUAGACUCCGGUCUCAUACCCGCCCGGUUCGGUUCAUUAAGUACCCGGUUGUCGAUAAGCUCCAUUUGCUGUCCGGAGGUGACGAUGCUGUCGUUAAAUUAUGGGAUGUUGCUGGAGAAAGCGUGGUUUUGGAUUUGCUGGGCCAUAAGGAUUACGUGCGGUGCGGUGAUUGUAGUCCGGUAAGUUCUGAUUUGUUCGUUACUGGUUCUUAUGAUCAUACUGUUAAGGUUUGGGAUGUUAGAGUGGACAAUUCGAAGUCGGUUUUGGAAGUUAACCAUGGGAAACCAGUGGAAGAUGUGAUUUAUUUGCCUUCGGGUGGAUUAAUUGCAACUGCUGGUGGGAAUUCAGUGAAGAUAUGGGAUUUGAUUGGGGGCGGGAGGAUGAUUCAUUCGAUGGAUAGUCACAAUAAAACUGUUACAUCGAUUUGUGUUGGAAGAACUAGGAAGGAAAAUUGUGGGGAUGAAUAUAUGGAAGAUAGGAUUUUGAGUGUUGGUUUAGAUGGUUACAUGAAGGUUUUUGAUUAUGGUAAUAUGAAGGUUACCCAUUCGAUGCGAUUUCCUGCUCCUCUAAUGUCGGUUAGUUUUUCGCCUGACUGUAGGACUAGAGUGAUCGGAACAUCGAAUGGGAUCAUAUUUGCAGGGAGAAGGAAAGGGAAGGAGAAUGUGGAGAGUGGAGGAAGAAGAAAUAUUUUGGGUUUUGAAAGUAUAUCGGAACCUGAAGUUUUGAGGCCUAGGUAUUUUAGGUAUUUUCACAGAGGACAGAGUGAGAAGCCAGCCGAAGGGGAUUAUUUAGUGAUGAGAAAUAAGAAGAUCAAACUGGCCGAGCAUGAUAAGUUAUUGAAGAAGUUUAGGCAUAAGGAUGCAUUGGUUUCGGUUUUGAAUAAGAAGAACCGGGAGAACGUGAUUGCUGUAAUGGAGGAGUUGGUGACAAGGAAGAAGUUAUUGAAAUGUGUAUCGAAUUUGGACAUUGACGAGCUCGGGUUAUUGUUGAUGUUUUUGAGUAAGAAUGCCACAAUGCCAAGGUAUUCUAGUUUGUUGAUGGGGUUGACAAAGAAGGUUAUUGAAAUGAGGGCCGAAGAUAUUCAAAAUUCAGAUGCUUUGAAGGGUCAUAUUCGAAAUCUUAAGCGGUCAAUCGAGGAAGAGCUAAGGAUACAGCAUUCCUUGCAGGAAAUACAGGGUAUAAUCUCUCCUUUAUUAAGGAUUACUGGAAGAAGAUAAACUAGUUAAGCUCGUUUCUCUAUCACUUGUUUUAGCUUUACAUGCUUUAGAAUUCUCAUCCUGAAAGAAGUUCAGUUUUGUUUUCUGGUGUUAUUUUAGGAAUUAAAGCUAUCUUGCUAAGAAAUAUCAUUAUCAUUCUC